CGAACUCGGUCCUUCGUGCUCGGUCGAUUUGCUUGGUGGUUGUGGCUCGCGCAAUUUCGGUUUUUAGAGACGAAUUCAGUGGGACCAAAGCAGCUGAAGUGCAUCCCACGUGAAAAAUAUAGCCACUACGCUUCGAAAGAUUCACUCUACGGGUACCGGACACUUGUUUCGUCUUAUCUGCAUGUCACUGACAUCGGGACGCUGAUUACCCGCAUUUUUGGAAUCGUGUCACAACCGGCGUUUUUGAGGCAGCAAUGAUAUCAUACAACCAUCUCAACAUGAAUGGUCGAAGAGACAGGUCACCGAUGCGCGGUGACCGCAACAUGGACCCGAGCCGGAUGCGCGGUGACCGGGAGCGGCCGCCGCGGCGCUUCCCGGACGAGCGGGACCGGGACCGGCCCGGGCCGCCCCGCGACCGGCCCGCCGCUGGCUCCGCCAGGCGUGGCCGACCUGAGCGUCGCGUCUAUGUCUCCAACAUUCCAUUUGACUACAAAUGGCAGGAACUCAAAGACCUUUUCCGUCACGAGGUCGGCGAGGUCUCCUUCGUGGAGGUGUUCGCCGACGACACGGGCAAGUCGCGCGGCUGCGGCAUCAUCGAGUUCGAGUCGGACGACUUAGUGGACCUGGCGCUGGAGAAGAUGCACCGCUACGACCUGCACGGCCGCAAGCUCGUCGUCAAGGAGGUGGGGUUUGGCGGCCAGCCGGGCCAGUCGACUGGCGCCUCGGCGGACUUCGGCGUGGAGCGGGACCGGUACGGCCGGAUCAUGCGCGACGGCGUGCCGCACGGCGAGAUCGGCGUGGGCGGCGGCGGUCACGGCGGCCCGCCGCGCGGCGACAUGGCCGGCCGCGAUGGCCGCCGCGGCGGCUACAUGGGCGACGGCGGCGGCCCCGGGCCCGGCCCGGCCGGGCCGCCCGGUCUGCCCGGACCGCCCGGACCACCCGGGCCGCCCGGACCGCCCGGGCCACCAGAGGCCAAGUACACCAACACGUACGGCCUCAACGUCAGCUUCCUGGAGAGCCUCGGCAUCGAGAGUCCACUGGUCAACCGCGUCUUUGUGGCCAACCUGAUCUACAAGGUGGACGAGAAGCAGCUGAAGGAGGUGUUCAGUCUGGCGGGCAAGGUCGUCUCGGUGUCGAUCAACAAGGACCGGGAGGGCAACAGCAAGGGCCACGGCGUGGUGGAGUUCGACCACCCGGUGGAGGCCGUGCAGGCCAUCUCCAUGCUGAACAACCAGAUGUACAUGGACAGGGUCAUCAGCGUGCGCAUGGACCGCGUGACGGACCGCAAGGAGCGUGACUCGGGCCCGGUGCUGCCGCCCGGCCUGAAGGGCCUCGGCCUCGGGCUCGGCUCCAACGGCAAACCGUUGGCCGAUGUCGCCUCCAAGCUCGCGGAGUCUCCGCCGACGGCGGCCGCGGCACCGGCCGCCGGCGUGGCUGCUGCGCAGCUGGGCGGGCUGACGGCCAACCUGGCGGGAGCCAACGGUGCUGCCGCGCUCGGCCUGAUGGGCGCCGCGCCUGGCGCCGCCGCCGCAGGGUUCCCGGUGGGCGUCCCGGGCGUGGGCGUCGGCGGCGGCGGUGGUUUCGGCGGUCUGAGCGGCCUGCGCGGCGACGGCUUGGGCGGCGGCCUGGACGAGUCGCGCCUGGGCGGCCGCGGCGGCCUCGACCAAGGUCGGCCCGGCGUCGAGCCCGGGCGUGUUGGUCGCGGCUCGUACGGCGGCGGCGGAGGAGGCGGGUACGGCGCGUCUAUGAACUCCGGCGCGGACUACAACGGCUCCGCCAGGUCCUUCUCCGACUCCAUCAUCGUCAGCAACCUGGACCCGGGCUUCACGUGGCAGAUGCUGCGCGACCAGUUCCGCGACAUCGGCGAGGUGCGCUUCGCCGACAUGAAGGGUAAGGGCGUGGGCGUGGUGCGCUUCUCGAGCCCUCACGAGGCGCAGCGCGCCAUCAGCCUGAUGGACGGCGCCCGCUGCGACGGCCGCAUGCUGGACGUGCGCUCGUACUGAGCGGCGCCGGCGCCCGGCCGAGCGGA
This is a messenger RNA of Pollicipes pollicipes, 2029 nucleotides long. RefSeq names its product myelin expression factor 2. The transcript is spliced from 11 exons. Gene Ontology annotation, cellular component: nucleus; cytoplasm. Lineage: Eukaryota; Metazoa; Arthropoda; Thecostraca; Pollicipedomorpha; Pollicipedidae. Gene Ontology annotation, molecular function: mRNA binding. Bases 255 to 2003 code for a protein of 582 amino acids. The record is from RefSeq and is a predicted model, not a curated record.